This is a messenger RNA of Macrosteles quadrilineatus (aster leafhopper), 821 nucleotides long. RefSeq lists its product as uncharacterized. The coding region runs from base 72 to 821 and encodes 249 amino acids. The record is from RefSeq and is a predicted model, not a curated record. The transcript is spliced from 4 exons. Lineage: Eukaryota; Metazoa; Arthropoda; Insecta; Hemiptera; Cicadellidae.
UUGUAUGAUUUUUGUUAAACUUUUAUCCACCAUUUAAGCUGCAUUUACAACAUGUCUAUGUUAUUAUUUAGAUGGCUGAAGACCGUACAUCUCCGAUUGACAGAGCUCUUGUGGAAGCCGAGGAUGCGGCUAAUAAUUCACGCGUGAGCUUGGACCAGCCUCCACCAGUCUACACUACAUUGACCCCUGUACAAAGAUCUCAAGAACCCCAACCAUCAACAUCUUUAGGGGUGCCAAGAGUCCUUCCACAAUGGAUGCGAGCUCACCCUGAACCAUCAACCUCAACAGGAAGAACUAGGAUGCGACGGUCUGCUGCUCGGUGUGUAUCAUGCCAAGUUGAAGCCGAUCGUCAACAAAUUCGAGAGUUUAGGCUGGCCGACUUUUUACAAAGAUGGAGUGGUAGCCGACCGGAAGGUUACGAUCUAAUUGACAUCUUGACAGUAGUACAGACUGUCAGAGUGGAAUUGCAGGACACACUAUGGCUAACUAACCACUUUAUGGAGGAUACAAAUGUCCCAGAAAUGAUCCGUAUAGCCCCCGCAAUUUGGGAAGACAUCCGCGACUCGUUGGAAGCAAUACUAAUGGAUCUUUCUACAAAGCUGUCGUCUUGCGAGGUGCUCUCUUCCCCUUUGAAAGUCCCCAUCAAAGAUCUGACCGAGCCGGCGAAAAUUCAAUCUGCUAGACGAAUCAACACGAGAUUUGGAACCAUGGUGAUUGUACUACACAUCACCACAUCUGCCGGCGAGGAGAGGGUGAGUGGUCUGAGGAAAGGUCCAGAGAUUGCUCGAUUGUCACACAAUCUCGGGAUACACCAUUCGUAA